ACUUCGAUUUCCUCAUCCACCUCGACAACCUCCGACCAGCUCUCCUCGCCGGACACUUCAGCAACAAUGGGUCGCCUUCACUCCAAGGGCAAGGGCAUUUCGUCCUCCGCCAUCCCCUACUCCCGCACCGCCCCCGCCUGGUUGAAGACCACUCCCGACCAGAUUGUCGACCACAUCUGCAAGCUCGCCAAGAAGGGUGCCACCCCUUCGCAGAUCGGUGUUGUCCUCCGUGACAGCCACGGUGUUGCCCAGGUCAAGAUUGUUACUGGUAACAAGAUCCUCCGUAUCUUGAAGUCCAGCGGCCUCGCUCCCGAACUCCCCGAGGACCUUUACUUCCUGAUCAAGAAGGCCGUCGCUGUCCGCAAGCACCUUGAGCGCAACCGCAAGGACAAGGACUCCAAGUUCCGCCUGAUUCUGAUCGAGUCCCGCAUUCACCGUCUGUCCCGUUACUACAAGACCGUCGGUGUCCUGCCCCCCACCUGGCGUUACGAGAGCGCCACCGCCUCCACCCUUGUCGCGUAAGCGUAGACACAGUGUGUUGGUUUGUGGUUUUGGAGGAUCGUUCGUGGAGCAACAAUGCUGGGUUGUGCCCAGGAUUUUGAUUUCAUGGGCUAGAUACGCCAGAUAAAAAGAAGACUAUUACGAGUUAUACCCCUUUCAUGUUUCAAGA
This is a messenger RNA of Penicillium pulvis, 670 nucleotides long. Its product is annotated as 40S ribosomal uS15 domain-containing protein. Gene Ontology annotation, cellular component: nucleolus; ribosome; cytosolic small ribosomal subunit. The annotation marks the transcript as partial. NCBI's taxonomy places the organism in Eukaryota, Fungi, Ascomycota, Eurotiomycetes, Eurotiales, Aspergillaceae. The record is from RefSeq and is a predicted model, not a curated record. Gene Ontology annotation, biological process: translation. Gene Ontology annotation, molecular function: small ribosomal subunit rRNA binding; structural constituent of ribosome. The transcript has 4 exons.